Chelonus insularis is the source of this 1174-nucleotide messenger RNA. RefSeq names its product cyclin-dependent kinase 20-like. The record is from RefSeq and is a predicted model, not a curated record. The transcript has 5 exons. Gene Ontology annotation, cellular component: nucleus. Gene Ontology annotation, molecular function: ATP binding; protein serine/threonine kinase activity. Gene Ontology annotation, biological process: protein phosphorylation. The coding region runs from base 123 to 1121 and encodes 332 amino acids. NCBI's taxonomy places the organism in Eukaryota, Metazoa, Arthropoda, Insecta, Hymenoptera, Braconidae.
CAAGAAUAAUUUACCUAGAAUGUUUUUAUUUAUUAACCUGCGUAGUUGAUAUAAAUAUACGAGAAACUGUCAAUAUUAGUAUUUUUUAUAAAGUUUAAAUUUAUUUUGUAAUAAAUUUAAUUAUGGACGCUUACACGGUAACUGGGCGUAUUGGAGAAGGUGCUCAUGGUGUUGUUUUGAAGGCAAUACAUAAUGAAACUGACAGAGAUGUUGCUUUGAAGAAAGUGUUGUUGAAAAAAAUUGAUGAUGGUAUACCAACUUCAAUAAUAAGAGAAAUCAAAACUUUACAAGAACUAAAUCAUCCCUAUAUAAUUAAAUUAUUGGAUGCGUUUCCAUGGGGUUAUGAUUUUGUAAUGGUCUUUGAUUAUAUGCCUUCUGGAUUAUGGGAGCUAUUAAAAGACAAUGACAAACCGUUAACAGCAGCACAAAUAAAGUGUUAUUUUAAAAUGCUUCUUGAAGGAGUUUAUUUCAUGCAUAAAAACAAUGUGAUGCACAGGGAUCUCAAACCAGCAAAUCUAUUAAUUGAUAGUGAAGGAGUUUUAAAAAUUGCUGAUUUUGGUUUAGCAAGAUUAAUGUAUGAAGAUAGUUCACGGCCUUAUUCUCAUCAAGUUGCCACAAGGUGGUAUCGAGCUCCUGAAUUAUUAUAUGGAGCUAAAAUUUACACGUCAGCUAUUGAUAUGUGGUCAGUGGGAUGCAUUUUCGGGGAAAUGAUCAAUAAUUCUCCUUUAUUUCCAGGUGAAACUGAUAUUGAACAGCUGGCGAUAGUAUUGAAAGCAUUAGGAACACCAACUUCUGAAUCAUGGCCAGAAUUACAAUCGUUACCUGACUAUAAUAAAAUCACAUUUCCGUAUCAGAAAAAUGUGCCUUGGGAGCAAAUCAUUCCAGACGCUUGUCCUGAAGCCUUGGAUAUUAUUCGACGUACCUUAUUAUACAACUCAUCUGUACGAUUGACUGCUGAUGAGAUUUUAAAACAUAAAUAUUUCUUUGCACUACCGUUUCCUUGUGGAAUUGAGAGUCUUCCCAAACCUCUUAACGAUCAUAGAAAUCAAUUGAAAUCGAAGGAAAUUGAUCCUAAUAUCAAGCUAACUGUAUUAUUUAAAGAUUUAUCGAAAAUGAUGUAAUGUAAUUUUAUAAAAGCUCUUUAAAUUAACAAGUACGUUAUUUUAUAUCAUAA